AUGUCAAAACUCCUCACCGUAUUCGGCGCCACAGGCAACCAAGGUGGCUCUGUCAUUCAGGCCAUUCUAGCUGACCCCGCCCUGAGUAAAGAAUACAAAGUCCGCGGAAUCACACGCGACGUAUCUAAAGAAUCCGCUAAGAGACUUGCCUCACAAGGGGUGGAAAUGGUCGCCGCGGACUUGUCAUCAACCCCUCAACUCUUAAGCGCUAUCCAAGGCUCCCACACAGUCUUCCUAAUAACCAAUUUCUGGGAGACCACCAAUAAAGAUAAAGAAAUAAGCCAAGGAAAAGCAGUCACCGAUGCCUGCAAGCAAGCCGGCGUUCAACACCUCAUCUUCUCUUCUCUUCGGGGCAUUACCGAAUUAACAGGCGGACAACUUUCGAACGUGGCGUAUUUCGAUACUAAAGCCGAGAUUGAGAACUAUAUACGAGAAAGUAGUGUGCCGGCGACGUUUGUGUUGGCGGCUUUCUAUAUGACGAAUUUUUCGAGGGCGUUGAAGAAAAGGGGGCAUGUGUUGACGCUUGAGUGGCCUGUUGACCCGGAGAUGGCGAAGGUGCCGGUUUUGGAUGUUAAUGAGGAUACUGGCAAAUUCGUCAAGGCUGUCAUCAAGAAAUUAUUCCCGAGCACGGUUGGGAAACGAGUGCUCAUGGCGGCGGGUUACUAUACUCCCAACCAGAUUGUUACGGAAAUUGCAGAGACUCUUGGAGUUAGGACAGCGGCUGUCAAGGUUCCCCAAGAAGCGUUUACGUCCUUUUUGGCUCCAGAACUCACGCAAGGAACGAUUGAGAAUCUGUUGGUUAUGGAAGCAGAGGGCUAUUAUGGUGGCGAGAGUUUGGAGCCGUCGCUUGCUCUUCUCGAGGAGAAGCCAGUAUCGUGGAAAGAGUUCGUGCAGCGGAAUUCGUCUUUAUUUGUGUGA
Talaromyces marneffei is the source of this 918-nucleotide messenger RNA. RefSeq lists its product as uncharacterized. The transcript has 3 exons. Lineage: Eukaryota; Fungi; Ascomycota; Eurotiomycetes; Eurotiales; Trichocomaceae. The record is from RefSeq and is a predicted model, not a curated record. The coding region runs from base 1 to 918 and encodes 305 amino acids.